AUUAAACAUCAGAAGAAGAAGUUUUACAGGGUCUACUUCCGGGUUAUGUUACGCGUAGAGUUUGUGCUGUGUGUAUGAUAAAACCGUCUGUUAUUUACUUUAUUUGUAUGAGCGCAGCCGUGUAUGUGCGUCUCUCUCGGUUUUAUCAUGUUUAUUUAGCUGCCUCGUAAUGAAGUAACAGAGGGCGCACUCGCUGUGCUGGCCCUGAUAUGCACGUUAGGCUAAGUUAACAAGCUAACAUUGGCAGGACUUAGUACUUGUUUGUUUACAUUUUUGCCAAGAUGUAUACUUUAUUAUCUGGUUUGUAUAAAUACAUGUUCCAAAAGGACGAAUACUGCGUUUUGAUUCUGGGACUGGACAACGCCGGGAAAACUACCUUUCUGGAACAAACCAAAACAAAGUUCAGUAAGAACUACAAGGGAAUGAAUUUAUCAAAGAUCACAACUACAGUUGGUCUUAAUAUUGGUACAAUUGACAUGGGCAAGGCUCGUCUUAUGUUCUGGGAUCUGGGAGGUCAGGAUGAGCUUCAGUCUCUGUGGGACAAGUACUAUGCUGAGUCACAUGGAAUCAUCUAUGUGAUAGACUCAACUGAUGAAGAGCGCCUGACAGAAUCAAAGGAGGCCUUUGAGAAAAUGAUCAACAGUGAGGUAUUAGAAGGUGUUCCUCUCCUUGUGCUGGCUAACAAGCAGGAUGUUCCGAACUGUUUGUCUGUACCGGACAUUAAAACAGCCUUCAGUGACUGUGCCCCGAAAAUUGGAAAGAGAGACUGUUUAGUCCAGCCUUGUACUGCCCUCACAGGGGACGGAGUAAACGAAGGCAUAGAAUGGAUGGUGAAAUGUGUGGUCAGGAACAUUCACAGACCUCCCAGACAGAAGGACAUAACAUAAGAAGUCAUCAAAACUCUUUACCCUCAUUUGGAAGUGAGGGUUUCUCCUUGAGGACAUUCCAUUAAAACCCUGGAGCUGAUGAAAACUCCACUCUUCUUUAGUCUGCUGUGACUUUUUGAUUUCAUUAAAAAUAUUGUGGCAGUA
Messenger RNA from Hippoglossus stenolepis (Pacific halibut), 1031 nucleotides. It is a transcript of the gene arfrp1, whose product is annotated as ADP-ribosylation factor related protein 1. The record is from RefSeq and is a predicted model, not a curated record. The transcript is spliced from 7 exons. Gene Ontology annotation, cellular component: Golgi apparatus. The coding region runs from base 282 to 887 and encodes 201 amino acids. Gene Ontology annotation, molecular function: GTP binding; GTPase activity. Lineage: Eukaryota; Metazoa; Chordata; Actinopteri; Pleuronectiformes; Pleuronectidae. Gene Ontology annotation, biological process: protein localization to organelle; Golgi to plasma membrane protein transport; intracellular protein transport.